Kockovaella imperatae is the source of this 2380-nucleotide messenger RNA. RefSeq lists its product as hypothetical. Gene Ontology annotation, cellular component: TSC1-TSC2 complex. The record is from RefSeq and is a predicted model, not a curated record. The transcript is spliced from 9 exons. Lineage: Eukaryota; Fungi; Basidiomycota; Tremellomycetes; Tremellales; Cuniculitremaceae. Bases 82 to 1980 code for a protein of 632 amino acids. Gene Ontology annotation, biological process: negative regulation of TOR signaling; regulation of cell cycle.
CAUCAUGCCAUCUAGCUCGCUGAUGAAGAGUGAACGACGCCGUAGUCUGCCUCGAUAUCUCCAUCUUUCCAUCUGCAAAGCAUGGCAGAUAGCAUAGAUCUUUAUGUCCAGCGGCUAUCUAGCGCAAGUAGUCUGCAAGAUGUCCCGGGGCCACCUACACCCUCGAAUUCCUCAGAGGUUGACAAAUGCUACCGGGCUCUAACGGCCUUCCUCGACAGGCAUCCAACCGAGCGAGACGCCGUCCUGCAAGUUGCCUCCAAAUUUCCAUCAGCUUCUAAAUGGUCAGCUCAGCUGCUGGAUUGGGCUCAGGCCCCUGGCGCGCCUCAGGACGACAUCAUCAUGUUCUGUGUCGCUAGUCUCAUGGACGAGCCCUCAGCCGCAGAGCGGUGGUUCAAAGAUCUUCGGAUUGCACAGCAGCCAAGGAUGAGUCGCGUAUUCAGGGAGUUGGCUCAGUACGACGCAGAGGCCUUCCUCGCAUACUGCGAGCGAUCCCUUCGUCUGGAUCCAGAAUCAAGGCUAGACAUUUGCGUGAUGCUUCUUGAUAUCGUAUCUCAACCCAGUAAUCGAAAUAUCUUCUCGACACUAGCCAAGCACUCUGCUCUCAGGAGCCUUCUUGACAGUCUGCUUUAUGACGUUAGCAAUCAAGUUUUCGCUAUCGUGCUCCGCUUGUUCACCCUGGUUAUACCGUACGCCUUGGCUUCACUCACAAACAGUGUGCCUCUUCUCAUGGUAGUGCUGGGUCGAGCAGUCAACUGGCGCGAUCGGCCCUUCGUCGAUGGCACGAGAGCAGGCCGUGAGGGGACGACGUCCACUCCUCGUCCUAUAGAGUCGACAACUUGGAAAGUGCUUCACCAGGAUUAUCAGAUCGACUUACCCAGCCACCUUCAGCCUCAUGCCGCCGUGAGAAUGUUUCUCGCAACAGUUUACAACGCUUGGCCCUCGAAUAUACUUGCUUUCGUGCGGGACCCUGUCCCGUACAUACAGGGCAAGCAGAUAGAGCCCAUAUACAACGUGCCGUGGCCUGAGGUGUGGCCCAUCCACAGCCUCGCAGAAAGGGCAGGCCCUCUGCUUUGCAAGUUCCAACUUCAUCCAUCCUUAGUCGAGCAUACGUCGACAGCGGAGCUGGAGGACAAGUCUCGAUGGGACAAGGUGGACCCCUCAGAAUUCACCGCCCGCGCUCACGCCCUAGCCCACGCCGAGCUGCUCACGAUCGAGGAAAGUCGGGCAGAUAUGACCGAGGAGCACAAAAGAGGUAUAGGCCAACCCUCACAUCCGAGCGGUGGGCAAGAGGAGGGAGAUGUCUCUCGCCUUUGUCGAGAGGUUGAUCUGCUGCGGGCCGAGCAGCGUCACAGUCAGCAACUUCAAGAUCAGUAUUUGUCCCAUAUCGGACGUCUACAUCAAGAGACUCUUCGCUUUGACUUCGAGGAGGCAGAAAUUAAUGGCAUGGCUAUGCGUCUCAAGGAUCAGAGUAAGACGAUAGAGACCUUGAAUACCGAACUCGCUGCGCAACAUCAUUCGGCUACCAAGGCACAUCAGAAGCAUGUCAAGUGGCAGGGCCAAUUGCGGGAUCGGCUCGGCUCGAUGCGAGACGAACGAAAGGCAGAACAGGCGGAAGCUGUGCGACUCCGUAGCGAGCUCUCGGAAGCAUGGGCGAUCGUGAAGCGGCAGAGCGAUGAGCUAGCCUUGGAGAAGAACGAACGCGCGAAAAUAGAGAACGAAGCUCUGGAAAUGCGACCGAAAGUUCUCCGUAUCGGCGACUACGAGACUCGCAACAAGCAACUGACUGAUUCGCAACGUUUAUGGGAUUCUGACGUCAAACGACGCAAGGAGGCCGAAGCUCAGGCGAAGACGUGGGAGACUCGAUAUCACCAGCUGAACGGAGUUCUUUCCUCAACGCUGAGCGAGUCGAAGGCAAGGGCGGAGCUCUUGCUGUAUGUAUGGGGAUGGCGAGUCCAGACUGAUAUGGUCGCAGUCGCCUAGAGCGCCAACUCUCGGCAAACGGCCAAGCUGCCGAUGGAGAGAAUCAAGCAGUCGAAUCUCGCAUGCCGCCAUCGGGCGGCAUCGAUUAUCACUCGCUAGCGAAUGUCGCCAUGCUGAAAAUCGGAUCAUUGGAGCGCCAGGUAGCCGAACUUCGUCUUCAUUGCGAGGCGUUGGAGCAGUCGGAGACUAAAAGGGAUCAGGGAGAAGUCCAUUUGGAUUCAGGUCAGAGGUCAUUCCUUUGGGAGUAGCCGUCACUAUUUUGUACACGUCCAAGCACACACACAGCCAUGUCAUCACCUCGUCACCUGUCUUUUCCUCUUCCUGCUCGAGUUUCAUUCAUCGUCUAAAUUCGUUACUACUCUUUUUUUGUAUGUUUAUGAAGUCGAAAGUUGUACGAAAC